ACUAUAUGUACUUUUCCUAAAGUCACAACGUUUUUUCACGCAGGCAGCGACAUAAACCCAAAGUAUCGCGAUACCUCCUCGCGUCGACUGACUCCACUCAUGUCCCCGAGACGAGAUCUCGUCCGGCCGUGGAAACAAAGAUGGCGGCUUCCUGAGCGUCCAUGUGACUAUCUCCGCAGACAGAAGAAACUCUUUCACGUCUUUCUUCACGGUAACGGACCGAACUGGACUGAACUGGACCGAGCACCCGAGACUGUGACGCCGGACCAACCGAACCCAACAUGCAGUGCGACGAGGUCAUCUGGGACAUCAUCGGGAACAGACAGUUCUGCUCCUACAAAGUCAAGACGAAAAGUCAGAACUUCUGUCGUAAUGAAUUCAACAUCACAGGAUUGUGUAACCGCUCGUCGUGUCCACUGGCGAACAGUCAGUACGCCACCAUCCGAGAGGAGAAAGGUCAGUGUUUCCUCUACAUGAAAGUGAUCGAACGAGCUGCGUUUCCUGCCAAGAUGUGGGAGAAGGUGAAGCUAAGUAAGAACUAUGAGAAAGCUCUGGAACAGAUCGAUGAGAAUCUGAUUUACUGGCCUCGGUUCAUCAGACACAAGUGUAAACAGAGAUUCACCAAAGUCACUCAGUACCUGAUCCGCAUGCGCAAACUGGUCCUGAAGAGACAGAGGAAGCUGGUUCCUCUCAGCAGGAAGGUGGAGCAGCGGGAGAAGCGGAAAGAGGAGAAAGCUCUGAUUGCCGCUCAGCUGGACAACGCCAUCGAGAAGGAGCUGCUGGAGAGACUCAAGCAGGGAACGUACGGAGACAUCUAUAACUUCCCCGUCCACGCCUUCGACAAAGCUCUGGAAAAGCAGGAUGCAGAGAGCGAGUCAGAGGAAGAGUCAGAGGAGGAGGAAGACGACAAGGAUGUCGGGAAGCGGGAGUUCGUAGCAGAGGAGGAAGUGGAGGAGAGCGACCUGAGCGACUUCGAGGACAUGAACAAGCUGAAGACGAGCAGUGACGAGGAGGAAGAGGAGGAGGAGUCAAGUGAAGAGGAGGAGGAGAUGGAGACGGAGACGAAGGCCACCAGGUCUAAGGGCAAAUCUCCGGCUAACGGCGCAGCAGCGGCGAGGAAGAAGCGAGCGUACGUGGAGAUCGAGUACGAGCAGGAGACGGAGCCCGCCUCCAAGAGCAUGUCCACGUAGUGAUGUCAGCUGUCAAUCAAACUGAGCAAGAGACUCUGUCGAGGACGCUAUUGGUCGACGCUCACACAGGAAGUGACGCUCCGAGAGAAGUCAAGAGAAACGACCCCGAUUAUGAUAAAGACGAGUUUCCCCCCGAGAUUCAGUUAAUCCAAGAAUUAAUCCACGAACAAGAGAAGUGAAAUUGAAAUACAGCAAUAAUUAGUGAAUUUUUGAGUGAAUCUUGUGUCUGUCACAGUCUCUCACUCGGUUCUGUGGGUUCUCCAGACGUCGGUGAAAGAGUCCGGUUCUGUCUCGACACAAACCUUCAUUUACACACUUCAACGAAAAUACUGCUUAAAAUCGUUUGGUGUUUCAGAAACUGGAUUCAGAGGUUUUUGAGUGAAUAGAUGAAAACAGGAUCUGAUCUGAUGAAUCGCCCACAGUGACUUUAACCUUGUACGUUGAAAUGUUCUUUUGUUUCUAUGUUGUUUUAAAUGUUUGACGAACAACUCGUCGGCACAAAGGAAGAUGACAAACGAGUAAAUCCAUUUACUUUACACGUUCCUCAAAAUAAAAUGCAUAUAAAAGUA
Molecule: messenger RNA, 1759 nt
Organism: Scophthalmus maximus (turbot)
Lineage: Eukaryota; Metazoa; Chordata; Actinopteri; Pleuronectiformes; Scophthalmidae
Gene: mak16
Product: MAK16 homolog (S. cerevisiae)
Exons: 10
Coding region: 282-1190 (302 amino acids)
Biological process (GO): maturation of LSU-rRNA; maturation of 5.8S rRNA
Cellular component (GO): nucleolus; preribosome, large subunit precursor
Source: RefSeq, a predicted model, not a curated record